Molecule: messenger RNA, 1083 nt
Organism: Tarenaya hassleriana
Lineage: Eukaryota; Viridiplantae; Streptophyta; Magnoliopsida; Brassicales; Cleomaceae
Product: ATP synthase subunit O, mitochondrial-like
Exons: 6
Coding region: 86-823 (245 amino acids)
Biological process (GO): proton motive force-driven mitochondrial ATP synthesis
Cellular component (GO): membrane
Molecular function (GO): proton-transporting ATP synthase activity, rotational mechanism
Source: RefSeq, a predicted model, not a curated record
GUCGUAGAAGCACAGCUCCCUGAAAUUUCCCCAUAUUCGGAUUUCUAGGGUUUUUUUUUUUCAUUUACUCGGUAUUUGAAGAAAAAUGGCGAUGGCUGGUCGUCUCAGAUCGACGUUCUCUCUCUUCAAUAGGGUCUCUGCAUCAGAGUCUCUCUCCUCCGUUGGAUCUUAUCGCCGCGCAUCGCCACUCAUCCCUCAGUUGACGAGUGGUUUUGUCUCUGCUUCCGGUCAACAGGGCGGUGAUGUUAAGGUUCCUGUGGUUAUGACUGGUGAAGCAGGGAAAUGGGCUACAAGUUUGUACCUCGCGUCUGUGAAAUCUAACGUAUUGGACAAGGUUGAGUCAGAGCUUCGUUCGGUUGUUGAGGCAACAAAGUCUAGCCCGACCUUUGGACAGUUUACAAAGGAUAUCACGGUUCCUAAGGAUACUCGUGUGAAAGCUAUUUUCGACAUCUGUGAGAAAGCUAAAUUUUCCGAGAUCACUAGGAACUUCCUUGCUUUGUUGGCCGAGUCUGCACGGCUGAAGAACAUGGAGAAGAUCGUGGGUAGAUUUUUUGAGCUCACAGAGGCACACAGGGGAGAUGUCAAAGUUUUGGUUACCACAGUUAUGCCUCUUCCUCCUGCAGAGGAGAAGGAAUUGAAGGAGACACUCCAAGAAGUAAUUGGACAAGGAAAGAAGGUCACCAUCGAGCAAAAGAUUGAUCCAAGUAUUUAUGGUGGGCUCAUAGUCGAGUAUAACCAAAAGGUGCUCGACAUGUCCAUUAAGACAAGAGCCAUGCAGAUGGAGCGGCUCCUCCGUGAACCAGUCAAUUUCAGCGACCUCUGAUCACAUUCACUCUGCAUCAUCGAGGGGGCGUCUCUUUCAGGUUUUAUCCUCUGUUCCUAAACGAGAAUUUCGGGGAAUUAUUUCCUUCUCUCCGCUUGUGAUAUGAUUGCGCCUUUUCCGGGCUUCAUGCAUCAAUUAUCGAAUAAAUGGAAUGACCCUCUUUUCGGAUUUCUUUUUCGAGACACUUUUGAUCGAGUUUUUCGCAGCAACAUUCUUAUGUGAAGAGCUGGAUGAAUUAUACAGCGUGUUCUGUUCUUUCC